GGCAGGCUAUGUGUGAUGUAGGGCAUUAUGCAGUCAGUAAUCAAUCAAUGAGGAAUCCUGUUUACGGUCCGUCUCGCUAUAUAUGUUCAUGGACACAUCGAUACACACGAAUCACGCAUCGGGCUUGCUCGUGUCUGCAUCGGGCACUGGGGGCUUCUCGGGCAUGGCCAUCAAGAAGGUCUGCUCACCUGACGCACACAAAAGAAAGAACACACAUGCUUGCACGCGGCUGCGUGGCCCAUGAAUCCACCCACUCACCAAGAAUGGGGUUGAAUCCGGCGUGAUUCCUGUAGGCUAGAUUGGUCGCACGGACCUUCUCGCGAUACUGCAUACGGCCGGCCACAGAAAAGCAUGCCGGACUGCUCUCUUUCGCCUGUGGGGAGUGCACUCGAUCCACUCACUCACCUGCGCCAUCAGGUCGGCAUGCUGCAACCUCCGGCCCUCCUCACUUUGGUCAUAACGCAAUGUGACGAUAUCGAACGGCGCCCUGAGUUGAAAUACGGACGCACACACGGGAAUAUUGUGGCCGUGUCUCCCUCCCUCUGUUGCUGUCUGCUGGGCUCACCCACCCCGAUCUGUUUUUGAAUGCCUUCUGUGAGUACAUCUGCAGGUUCUGCACACGCUGCUUGUCACACUGCACACAACGCAGACAGACAGACAGACAGACAGGCAACCCGCACGCACAUGUGCAGCAAGCAGUGCGCAUCCGUGAAUUCGUAUGUAGGUAGCUGUGUGUGCGGACGGACCUCUUCCCUCUCCUCCAUCCGUCUCCAUCUCUGCUCCUCGCGGCUUUCGCGGCUCAUCCUGUCGCACAGCCAUACAUGUACGUACAAUACACUGGGGGGAUGCCCUCAUGUCCUCUCUCCCGGCUGGCUGCAGACAGACAGACAGCCUCACCGUACCGUCUGUUCUCGUGGAACUGGUCCCUCUUUCCUUGUUCCCUCUUCCUGUCCUCCCUCUCCAACUCGGCCACCUCAGCCGUGCGCACAAAACGAUCAAUGGCUGCACCGCACCAAACAGACGCAUACAAAUGGACGGACGGAAGUAUACAGACAACUGUACACACCCGCGCAUUAUAUAUCUGAUGUGCCUGCCUGCCUGCCUACGGUUGGGCAGUGUUGGGUUCUUGGGGUCGUCUUUGAUGGGCUGGAUCAGAUUGCCCGGGUCCUCAUAACGAUGAAAGCCGCCUGAAGACAGAGACAACAUGAAGCAAGCGGCCGACCACCUGUCCAUCCAUCCAUAGUGUCUCACCUGUUCUGUUUCUGAGCCGUUCCUUCUCGAGGCUCUCUCUGUCGCGCAGAGCGUUCCGCUCCGCGCGAGUCCUGCAGGCAAGAGGGCAGUGCAGUGCAGUGCAUGCAGACGUCCAUGUGCUGUCCGUCUUUAUGUCUGUCCAUGUGUGCUCUUACCUCGGCUUGAUCAUGGCAAAAACGACGAGUGGAGAGCAACGAGAGCAACUACGGAGAGCAACGCCCCUCGAGAGGCCCCAGCAGACAACCUUCGAACCGUCAGAGACCGUUCAAAGGCCGUUCGUAUGUCCCUGUGCUAUCCGUCGGUGCUGGCGGCCUCUGAAGCCUCUGAUCCUCUUCAUCAAGCCUCUG
This is a messenger RNA of Vitrella brassicaformis, 1598 nucleotides long. NCBI's taxonomy places the organism in Eukaryota, Vitrellaceae. The record is from the annotation of a GenBank genome assembly.